AUGCCAAUGCACUUUGUGAUGGAGAUAAAGAUCUUUGACGUGUGGGGAAUCGACUUCAUGGACCCCUUUGUAAGUUCUUGCAGGAUGAAAUACAUCUUGGUAGCUGUGGACUACGUGUCCAAAUGGGUUGAAGAAGUUUCCUUACCAAACAAUGAGGCAAGGAGUGUGACCGCCUUCUUGAAGAAAAACAUAUUCACUCGGUUUGGCACUCCUAUAGCCAUCCUUAGUGACGGUGGAUCUCAUUUUUGUAACAAGGCAUUCUCGGGGCUACUUGAGAAGUAUGGCGUAAAGAACAAGGUGGCCACACCUUAUCAUCCGCAGUCAAGUGGUCAAGUUGAGGUUUCCAGUCGGGAGAUUAAAAGUAUUCUAGCAAAAACUGUGAACGCAAAUAGGACCGGCUGGUCAAGGAAGCUAGAUGAUGCAUUGUGGGCAUACCGCACGGCCUACAAAACCCCUAUUGGUACUUCUCCUUAUCGGCUAGUCUUUGGUAAAGCAUAUCAUCUACCCGUGGAAUUGGAACACAAAGCUAUGUGGGCGUUGAAAAGGCUGAACUUAGAUUGGGCUGAAGCUGCAAAUUUGAGGUUAACACAACUCAAUGAAAUGGAGGAAUUCCGGUUCCAUGCUUAUGAAAGUGCAGCUGUGUACAAAGAACGGAUGAAGUUUGUCCAUGACAAGAAGAUCUUGAAAAGAGAGUUCAAGAUGGGUGAUUUGGUCUCGCUCUUUAACUCAAGGCUCAAAUUGUUUCCGGGCAAGCUUAAAUCAAAAUGGUCUGGUCCAUUCAAAGUGGUCAAUGUCUCUCCUUAUGGAGCGGUGGAAUUAGAAUCAACAGAUGGGUCCCGGACAUUCAAGAAUGAAAUAGGACCGCCAUUGUUGAAAGCUUGGGUGACCUGUGUAGAAGAAGGCAUUUGCAACCCGCAUUGUGAAAAUGCGGUUGGCAUUUUGGCCGCACAACUAAACCCUAAAUCUUCUGAAGAAGAUGAUGAAAUGCGGUGUCUUUGUGAUCGCAGAUUUGACAUGCGGACCGCAAAUUCACCGCAGAGUGAUGCAGAGAUUUCAACUUUGAACCAUAUAGCCAUGUCAAUUGUGCGAUGGUUAUGCGGUCCACAUAGUGGUUAUGCGACCGCAUAA
Nicotiana tabacum (common tobacco) is the source of this 1128-nucleotide messenger RNA. Lineage: Eukaryota; Viridiplantae; Streptophyta; Magnoliopsida; Solanales; Solanaceae. The record is from RefSeq and is a predicted model, not a curated record.